This is a messenger RNA of Daphnia carinata, 2847 nucleotides long. Its product is annotated as transcription factor E2F1-like. The transcript has 7 exons. Lineage: Eukaryota; Metazoa; Arthropoda; Branchiopoda; Diplostraca; Daphniidae. Gene Ontology annotation, cellular component: RNA polymerase II transcription regulator complex. Gene Ontology annotation, molecular function: RNA polymerase II cis-regulatory region sequence-specific DNA binding; DNA-binding transcription factor activity, RNA polymerase II-specific; protein dimerization activity. The coding region runs from base 609 to 1970 and encodes 453 amino acids. The record is from RefSeq and is a predicted model, not a curated record. Gene Ontology annotation, biological process: regulation of transcription by RNA polymerase II.
UUGGCGCCUUUCGGUUUUAAUUGAUAAGAAGUCAAUUCUUCAAAUCAGACCCCACUGUUUUUGACAUUGAGUGUCAGUCCUAGACGAACAAUUUUUAUGGUUAUACUUUUCUGGUCUCUGAUAUGAUACUCGUUGAUAAUCAUUGUAAAACUUUUCCCGCCAAAAGGUGACACAGGCAAACAUUUUCAAACCUGCCUUCAGGCUAAGGCAGCUGAUUCCCCCAACUCUAGUGGCGCCUCCAUCACCGACAGUAUACACAAACGGGCUGCUUUGGAGAGGGGAGAAAAGAAUUCCACUCCCUCGAUCCCUACUCUCUUGCUACCCCUCCUGGGUUUUAUUCGCUUUUUUUUAUCAACUAUUGAACAAUUGUUAAUUUUAUUCGCAGUUUUGUCAAUCAGUAUUGAUUCUUAAAGUAUUUUAAAAUAGACUUUAAAACAUCGUCCUAAAAAACCGCCUCUGGUUCGUCGGGCCAGAGAAAUUCCGUUUUGGCGAAAAACUCGACUUGUGGGGGGGCUUCUCUUAACUGCUGUUAAGCGUUGUCUUUAACCAUUGUUGUAACAGCAGCCUGGAAUGGGAGUUUUGUUGGACUUUUAAAAAAACUGUAAUGAAUGGAUGUUAAAAUGCCAAGAAAAACUCCUCACAAGUCUCAGGUUAAGAGUGGUAGGCCAUCUCUUGGAACUGUGGAAAAUGAACUUAGUCCUACUGAACUUGUUACAACUCAGUACUUAUCUGGAGGUCUAGGUAGUCUCACGAAGAAGAUCAAGGUAGAAGAGAAGCAAGUUCUGUCUACACCACAAUCUGCUCCUCAUUCUUCUAAAAUGUGUGCUCCAAAAAUUGGUACUUUGGAAAACAAUACCACCACCCCCACUCUACCUCAAGGAGCUGCUGCAGAACGACAACACCACUUACAAAAGAAGGAUGUUCGAAGACGUUUGGACAUGGAGCUGGCUCCUGACACACCAUCACCUCUGCCUAGUAGUACGACGUCUGAUGGUUUCAAAACCCCAAAAGCUAAACGUGCUAGGACAAAAUCAGUUGCUGCUACUGUGCCUACAUUAUCAUUCAGUCCUUCACCCCAGAGAAGUCGAACUAGUGCUGUUGACAGAAGCAGGUUUGAUUCUUCACUUGGUUUGUUGACCAAGCGCUUCCUUGGCCUUCUUCAGAGUGCUGAAAAUGGAAUCUUAGACUUGAACCUUGCCUCUGUGACACUUGCUGUUCAGAAGAGACGCAUUUACGAUAUCACAAAUGUUUUGGAGGGUAUUGGUCUUUUAAAGAAGAUUUCCAAAAAUAAUAUUCAGUGGAAAGGGUCAGAUUCUCCUGCAGAUUCAGCCGAAUCUCAGCGAGGUUUAAACCAAGAUUUAGCCGACUUGGAAGCCAAGGAAAACCAACUUGACGAACUGAUUUCUGCUACAGAGAGCCAACUUCGAAGUUUGAGUGAAGAUAAACGAUACGCUUAUGUCACGUACGGUGAUCUGAAAUCUAUUUCAGAAUACAGAGACAAUACUGUGAUGGCAGUAAGAGCACCUCCUGAAACAAAAUUACAAGUACCUCAUCCUUCUGAAGGAUACCAAAUCUAUAUGAAGAGCGAAAAUGGUGAAAUUGAAGUUCUUCUGUGUCCUGAAGACGAAUCUUCUUCUUCAUCAUCUUCUUCUUCGCCCUCUUCAAGAACCUCCAGUGGAUUUCCCAGCCCGGUUACAAACGGAGUGAUGAGAGGAAGAUCUCAUCGAGUAAACAAAAACAAUCAAUUCAUGACGCAGUUCAGUGAUGAUGAAGAGAAUGGCUUGCUUCUCGAAACCAUGGACCAAAAUCAGCAGUCAGGCUGCGACACUGGAAUCGACAUUUCCUCAAUGGCAGUUUCAUCGGCUAACGAGCCGUUCCUCUGUUUGGAACCGCCCCUUGACGAGUCGGCCUAUAUGUUUACGAUGGACGACGGCGAGGGCAUUUCCAACCUCUUUGAUUUCUCUUUUUAAAUUCAUAGAUUAUCCGUUUACCACAGAAGUUGCACCCAACUAUGCUAUUGAUGGAAAUUUAACUCCAUCAGCCACACGGAGUUUGUUCGGGGUAGGGUUACGAGAAGUUCAUUAGCGAUUUGUAUCAUGUUCAUUCUCAUACUCCUUCGCUCCCUAGUGGUAGUUUUUUUAAUUUAAAGUUCUACAUAUUCAAAUAUGCGCCAUUCAGUCAGUAUUUUUUCAUCAAUUUUAUCCUAGAGCUGAUGCGCGUUUGCCAUCCAACGUUUACCUUUCCCGGCUCAUUUCCUACUCAUAGUUCACCAUCACCGAAGUUAUUUUGAAAUUGCAAAGGCCUGUGAAGCUUACCACCUUCUCGAGUCACAGUUGACUUUGGAAAAUUCUUUUAGUUUGUCGGUUAAGUAGAAUUUCUAUGAGUGCAAAUCGAACUCCGAUUUAUUCCCUCAUCCCCCAUUAUAACAUGCUCUUUAAAUAUUGCAAGGCGACUUGCAACGUUGGGUACGUUCCCCUAUUUUUUUUUCAUGUUUUGUUUUUACAUUUUGUUGCCUACGAGUCCCAUGCGUAUUGAUGCCGCAGUAGCGCCUCGAUUAUCCGCAAUAAGGUAUUUGUAGCCAUUUUUUUUUCUCUUCAAAAAAGUUUAGUUGUUCGGUUGAACUGCCAUUUUGUGCCGAUGAUUUCACCGUGAUGGUUAUCAUGGAGCUGUGCUGUGUCAGUGAAAAUGUGUGUGUGCGUGUCCGUGAGCCGAUUGUUUCCCGCUAUGUUUGAACGUAGCGGAAUUUAUUACGCUUUCACGUUUUCCCCGUGUUUCGGCUCAAAUGAAUUCUUUUUCCUCUCGCUAUCUCUUUUCCCCCCUUUUUGUGGAAUACAGUUUUACACUUCA